AUGAUGAACACCGCAGAAUUAAAUCCCAACCUAAUCGCAGCACCGCACGAGGUGGGACUCUCAGCGAAACGGCUUACGUGUAUCUCCACGACUUCGCAAAAGUUUAUUGACGAAGAGCGACUCGCGGGUUCGGUCACGGUUGUGGCACGGCGCGGUAAAGUGGCACACUUCGAGGCAUCCGGCAUGAUGAAUGUUGAAGCGAGUAAGCCGAUGCAAAGAGAUACUAUCUUCCCUAUCUAUUCAAUGACCAAGCCGAUCGCCGCCGCCGCAGUAAUGAUGCUCUGUGAGGAAGGAAAACUGCAGCUGGAUGCCCCGGCUUCGACGUACCUUCCCGAAUUAGGUGAGUUGAAAGUAGCGGCGGAUGCAGAGGGAGAAUCACUCACGUUGGUUGAAGCAGAUCGGGAUAUGACCGUCCGCGAUCUGAUGCGUCCACACCGCCGGACUGCCCGAGGUGCACUCGAGGGAAAACAGUUGAUGAAAUCGGAAUCUGUCGAAUUGAUGACGCGCAAUCAUUUACCAGAGUAUUUGAUACCGCUCGAUAAAAAACCGGAUGAACGUUAUGCCGGACUCGGUUUCGGAUUGGGUGUCUCGGUUCGUGUCCAACAAACGGGCUGGGUACCUGCUUCCCAAGUCGGUGAAUAUGGCUGGAUCGGCGGGGCAAGCACCGAAUUCUGGAUCUCACCACGAGACGAAUUGGUGGCGAUCACCCUUGCACAGCAUAUCCCGUUUUCCGAACUGAGCGAGAGGGUUAAACCACUCGCCUACGCAGCAAUCUUAAAGGAAUAG
Molecule: messenger RNA, 786 nt
Organism: Geodia barretti
Lineage: Eukaryota; Metazoa; Porifera; Demospongiae; Tetractinellida; Geodiidae
Source: the annotation of a GenBank genome assembly